Punctularia strigosozonata HHB-11173 SS5 is the source of this 1139-nucleotide messenger RNA. RefSeq lists its product as uncharacterized. The record is from RefSeq and is a predicted model, not a curated record. The transcript has 9 exons. NCBI's taxonomy places the organism in Eukaryota, Fungi, Basidiomycota, Agaricomycetes, Corticiales, Punctulariaceae. The coding region runs from base 51 to 962 and encodes 303 amino acids.
CCCCUCAAUCUAGUAUCGCUGCUGUGAGCUGGGAUGUUACGGAACUCGACAUGAAGUCUAUUCGGCUUCAUUUCCAAGACGAAAAUUACACUUUGAGGGAAUACGUCGGUAGUUUCAAUGGGUCCUGGACGUUGAACCCUCCGUCUGGAUUUCAGAUCCCUGCUUCUGGCCCUCUCGGAUCAUUGGCGGCGGUUGUUUGGGUUGGUGGCGGCGUUCAGAUUCGCGUGUACUAUCAGGAUGCCUCUAAAGGAAAACUCUUGGAGCUACAGUACUCGAACAGUGCAUGGAACACCAACGCUUUCCCGUAUGAAAUACUCGCGUGGUCCGAUGCGGUGGCCACCGUGCAGCAGAUCGCACCCGGCUUCGUGAUCAACAUCGCAUGGGUCGGGCCCGAUCAACUGGUGCAUCAUCUGGCCUGGGAUCCGUCUCAGAACUCCUGGAUCGGGCCCUUGACGCAGUCCUUCGUAACGAAGGGCCCGCUUGUAGGACAUCCGGUGGUCAAUACUUUUACGUCCUUCAACGAUCUCAAAGGUGGUGCUGGAGUGAAAGUCAUUUCGAAGGUCCGAGUCUCUUCGUCUGCUGUGAUCAACGGCUUUGCUUUCGACUUCGCCGAUGGCACCUCCACUCCGUGGCGCGGAAGUCAGAGCGCUGACCCUGUCAGCGAAUUCGCCCUGAACGCGGGUGCGUGCGAGGGAUUCACCGAGAGUUCAUCCACUCCACGCGCGAGGACAGGAGAGACUAUAACCUUUGUUCUCGUCGUAUAUGACGGCUUCAACGUUCGACGACUGGAUCUCGUCACCUCGACCGGGCGCCAGUCCGGCAAUUACGGAAACUCGAGCGCGGAUCCUAUCAUCUUGCACCAGGGUACCGCUCUACGUGGCUUCAGCGGCGCGUUCGGAAAGAUCGCAAUGGAGCCGAGUGUGUUCAUCAAAUGUCUCCAGCCGAUAUGGGCCACUGACUGAGAACGGCCCCCGGGCCUCGUGAAGGCUGAUCUCGCGGAUAGCAGGUGGAGGUCUACGGAUCCGCUUCUGAAUCCUGUUGGCCGUUCAAGGACUCGCCGGAUGUAUCUUGAUUGUGUGUGGCAACGAGGAUAUGAGACGACGUGUACAAGUUUCGAGAAUCUGAUGUGCAUCGCGCGC